This is a messenger RNA of Brassica rapa (field mustard), 6829 nucleotides long. RefSeq names its product putative nuclease HARBI1. The record is from RefSeq and is a predicted model, not a curated record. Lineage: Eukaryota; Viridiplantae; Streptophyta; Magnoliopsida; Brassicales; Brassicaceae.
CGACGCGGAAAAUGAAGGCGUCGCGUGUUUCUCCUCAUUUCCUCUUCUCUUCCAAAAGCUAGGGUUUUCUAGGCGAGAGGCGAUUUGUGCUGCGACCACGAUCGAGAGGUCGUUUUUCCAUCAAAUCGACGAGGAAGAGUGUUCUGAUCGACUUCACCGUCCUUUAUGGAUCCCUCAGAAGAACGUAAACAUUCAAAACAACAAAAGGAGUACUGUGACAUGUUAGGCUUCGUGGAGGAUUCACAGUACGGUAUUCCAAUACGGUGUGCUUGCGGUGGGAGAAUCAUUGACGAGGUCCGGGGGAAGGAAGACUACGACAGUCAUCCUGGAAAGAGGUUCUUCACGUGCAUAAACUAUGAAGAUAAUGGGUUGCACUAUAGUCAUCCUUGGGUGGUUGGUGUCCAGGAGGAGAUGGAAAGGCUGAGGAAGCGUCUGGAAGAGGCUGAGGAGAUUAUCAAGGGGGUGCCGAGUCUCAAUUACCAGAUUGAGAGCCUGGAGGAACAGGUUCGAAGCCUCACUGUCCAGGUCGGUACCCUAGAGAAGCUGUGCUUCGACUGAAAUAGAGAGGUAAAUGUUCUAACCCAUCUCUAGCUGUGAUGUAGACUGUAAUGUGUUUGGCGGGAAUUGAUAACUAGAACUAGAAGAAUUGAUAACUAGAACUAGAAGUAUUUAAAAUUCGCGUUUUAAAAUUCUCUAGAACUAGCCUUGAUAACUAGAACUAGAAGUAUAACUAGAACUAGAAGUAUUUAUUAGUAAGAGUAGCCUUGCUCAGAAAAGUAGAGUGGAAUUAAAUCUGUCUUUAAGUAGUUGAUAGUAUUAAGUUGUUGAUUUGAUGUGUAUUUAGUUCUCUGUGUGGAGUAGUUGUUCUCCAUUAGGUUUUAUAUUCAAUGCUUGGCUGGUUGAAUUUAAUUUAGCUCUACUACCUGCGUGAAAACAACCUUAAAUAGAGCAGUCCAUAACCCCAUUAUCUUUAAAAAUAUACCUAAACCAUAACUAAAACAUAAACCAAAACCAUGGAACCCUUUUCCACACAAACUUCCGGUUUCAUUUCCCUACUAGCUUCGCAGAGCAGUCCAUACCCUAACUGCGACCCUCCAGAAGCAGUAGCUAACUCUACUGGGUUAGUGAAACCGGCUUCCAAGAGGAAGUGGACAACUAAAGAGGACCUUGUGCUCAUCAGUGGUUGGCUGAACACGAGCAAGGACCCUAUUGUCAGUAAUGAGCAGAAGAUCACCUCCUUUUGGAGGAGAAUAGAGGCGUACGUGAAUUCUAGCACUCUGCUCACUGGCAGCGCUCCAAGAGAGUGGGGUCAGUGUAAGCAGAGGUGGGGAAGGGUCAACGAGCAAGUCUGCAAGUUUGUAGGCAGCUAUGACGCGGCUUUGAAGCACCAAUCAAGUGGUCAAAAUGAUGAUGAUGUGAUGAAGGCUGCCCAUGAGAUUUUCUUCAAUGAUUACCAAGCCAAAUUCACCAUGGAACACUGUUGGAGGGAACUGAGACAUGAUCAGAAGUGGAAGUCAGUUUUGAAGUCAAGAGAUGGCGGGAAGGAGAAAACGAAGGAAGCUGAACAGGUAAUGGCUGAGGACGAGGUUAGACCACCUGGUGUUAAGGCUGCUAAAGCAGCCAAACGCAAGAGGCACGGGAAAGAAGCUGCAUUCGAUCAAAUAGAGACCAUCCUGGCUGAGAGAAAAAAGAUCUCCCAGCACAAAAUCCUACAACUUCUACUAGCCAAGAUUGAGACUGAUCUAACCCCUAACGAAAUAACCCUCAAACAGAAACUCAUAUCUGAACUACUUGAUUGAUUUGGUUAACUUGCUUGAUCGAAUCUGUGUUUUCUUUAUUUUUUGCCUCAAUAUGUGUAGUAAUUAACUUAUGUUGUCACGUUAUUGUUGUGCAGGUUGCUUUGUCAGGAGUUGCACGAUCACGGGUUGGUGUCUGUUGCUGUCUCACGGGUUGGUGUCUGUUUUUCUGUCGUAUGCUUUAUGUCUAUCGGAUGCAGUGUAGUAUUUUUGUUGGUUUCUACACUGAUGUUGCUUUGUUUCACGGGUUGUACUUGUUCUCUACAAUGCUUUGUUUCACGGGUUGUACUUGUCACGGGUUAUGUAACAAAACAAGCAUAUAUAAAUAUGCUCUCUUGAUGUAUGCUUUUAUAAAUCAAAAAACUCUGCUUCUCUUGUUACUCUUCGAUUCACAUGUUCAACUCCAUUUCUCUUUGCCUCAACGUACAUCACCAACAAGAAGCAACCAAACAACCACCAAGAACCAAGAACCAAACGUAAGUUUUAAACAAAAACUUACACUUUUGUUAAACAUACCUGUAAUAAUUAUUCAAAGUUAGAAAUAUUCAAUAGUUUGGAUAAUACAAAGAGUUCAUCGAAUUGUUAAAAGUUUUAAAUAUUCAAGAAUUAUUCAAAGUUAUAAAUAUUUAAUAAUUAUGCAAAGCUAAAAAAAUUCAAUGAAUACUCUAGCUGAUUUGGACCAGUAAAAGUUAUAAAUAUUUAAUAAUCAUUCAAAAACAGGAACAAUGUCAAGCAACUCAGAUGAUGAAGUAUAUGAAGUAUUUGAAGAAAUGGUCGACCAACAAAUUGAUGAUUACAUCGAGUCUGCUCUAACCAAACAGCCGAAGACACGAGUAUAUAUCGAAAGAGAUCGGGAAGUAGGACACAUGCAACUUUGGCAAGACUAUUUCAGUGAAAAUCCUACAUACACACACGACUUGUUUAGGCGACGUUUUCGAAUGAACAAGUCAUUGUUCCUUCGCAUUGUCGAACGUCUAGGUAAUGAAGUUCCAUACUUUCAACAACGGAGAAAUGGUCAUGGAAGGAACGGCCUCUCUACACUUCAAAAAUGCACUUCAGCUAUGAGAAUGUUGGCUUACGGUCGUGCCGGAGAUGCAAAUGACGAGUAUCUCCGACUUGGGGCAAGUACUGCAAUUUUAUGUUUGGAGAAUUUCGCGGAAGCGAUAAUACAAGUGUUUGGAGAUGAGUAUCAAAGAAAACCAACACCUGAAGAUCUUCAAAGACUACUUGAUUCUGGAGAGGCACGGGGGUUUCCGGGAAUGAUAGGCAGCAUCGAUUGUAUGCAUUGGGAGUGGAAAAACUGCCCAACUGCUUGGAAAGGUCAGUUCACACGUGGUUUGGGAAAACCGACAAUUGUCUUAGAAGCCGUGGCAUCACAAGAUCUUUGGAUAUGGCACUCAUUUUUCGGAUUACCAGGUACACUCAACGAUAUCAAUGUUCUUGAUCGGUCACCGGUUUUUGAUGAAAUUUUACAAGGUCGAGCUCCUAAAGUGAAGUUCAAGGUGAACAACCACACUUAUCGUAUGCCCUACUAUCUUACCGACGGGAUUUAUCCUAAUUGGGCAACAUUUAUCCAAUCCAUCCCGCUUCCUCAAGGUCCUAAAGCAGUGGCAUUUGCAAAACGUCAAGAAUCGACCAGAAAAGAUGUAGAACGGGCAUUUGGAGUCUUGCAAUCGAGGUUUGCAAUUGUUAAAAACCCUGCUCUUAAAUGGGACAAAGAAAAGAUAGGAAAGGUAAUGAGAGCCUGUGUCAUAUUGCACAAUAUGAUAGUAGAGGACGAAAGACAAGGAUACAUUCUAGCUAAUACAUCUGAGUUCGAGUCAGGAGAAUCUAGCCGAAGUUCGGAGGUGAGAAGGAGAGAAAGUGUGAAUGUUGAUAUGCUUAACAUUCGCAAUCAGGUUCGGGAUUCACAAAUUCAUGAGCGUCUCAAAGCUGAUUUAGUUGAAAAUGUAUGGGCAAAAUUUGAUGAUCGUAGUGACUAAUCUUUUGUAUGUUCUUGAAUUUCCAAUGUAUUGAAUAAAACCUUUUACAAUUUAAUUAAAAAUAUUUUCUAAGUUUAUGAAUUCUCAAUGUAUUGAAUUACAACUUCUUUAAAAAAAACAAAUUUUUUAUUUUUCUCAAACUUUGUUUUUUUUCCCAAAAAUAUAUUAUUUUAUUCGUAUGAACCCGAACUUGAGGUUCAUUGAUGCAUAACCAUAUAUGAGAGGGUUCAACACUGUUCACUGGCCCCACCAUUAAAUUUAUAAAAAAAUCCAAUGAACCCCAAGGGGGGGUUCAUUGAUGUACAUGCUCUUACUGUUAGAUGUAUAUUGGUUCAAUUUCUUCUAAAUGUCCUAUAUUAGAUUUUUUAUCCGUAAUAAGAGAGAAAAUCCAGUCCAAUCACUGAAAAUCGUUUUUAUCGUUGUCAGAAAUCGUCUUCACUCAGAAUUAAAAUUUGAAUUUGAGAAUUUCAAAAUUUUUAGGUUUAGUGAAAGGAUAAUUGAUAUGAAACUAACCGGGACAUCUAAUUCUGGUGAUAAAAGAUUCACAGUUGUGAGUACCGCCACCUAGGUUCGAUUCCCGGCAACUGCGGAUUUCACAUUUGGACCGCAGCAACACAGAUUAGUUCUUUGGACCUAUGAAGCUGUGUAUAAUAAGAAAAAAAAAUUGAUAUGAAACCAAGGUAAGUUAUUUAUGAUUUAACAGUUGAUUUUUUUGGUUAUCAAGUUGUCAAGUCAACUAUUAGUUAGAGAACAAAAUCGUGCAAGCAAUACUUUCAUAUUAAACUUGUUGAUUUCAAAUAGUUGAGAAUUUAAAUGUCUAUUUUCUCGUUUAUGAAGUUACAAAAAUAUUUUACUCAAUAGAUUUACAAUUUAUAUGAUUUGAUACAUACGGUAAAAAGGAAAAAACUGACACAAUCAAAAUUGAGUUUUCACGUACUGUAUAGCAAAAUAGUUUUUAAGAAAAACUUCAUCGUGGAUAGGAUCACUGUUGAUCAUUUUGUGUAUUUUCGAUCGUUCAUAAUCAUUUUGUUUUAAUCCAGAAAUGCUUUUGAUCAUUUUGUUUUGGACUGGCAUAUUUUACUAUUAAUUUUUUACUGUGUUUGUAUCAUGAAUAAUUGUAUAACUGUUUUGUAUCACGGAACAAAGGAGAUGAUUGGUUGGGUUGCAACUGUAGCAAAUUUACUUUAGAAUUUAGUAUGUAAAAUUUUUAUUUACUUUUAGGAGAUAUAGCUUUAAAAUUUCCUACAGCUAAAAAGAUGUGGCUUUAGAAAACAAAAUUUUUACGGCUAUUUUUUUUUUGUUUUUUUUGCUGCAGUUUUAAUUUUUUGGUUGUACCUUUAAAAACUAAUAUAAAGUAUGAUUGAUAGUUUUUAAGGCUGUAGAUGAAAAUUAGAGUUUUUUUUGUUUUUUUUGCUGUAGUUUUAAUUUUUUGGUUGUACCUUUAAAAACUAAUAUAAAGUAUGAUUGAUAGUUUUUAAGGCUGUAGAUGAAAAUUAGAGUUAUUUUUGUUUUUUGCUGCAAUUUUAAUUUUUUGGUUGUAUCUUUAAAAAUUAAUAUAAAAUAUGAUUGAUAGUUUUUAAGGCUGUAGAUGAAAAUUAGAGUUAAAGUCACUUCUUACGGCUCCACCAAUCACUCCAAAAGUUUUGAUUGGUAUUUGGUGGAGUAAAAGUAGUAGAAAUAAAUAGGUGAAAAAUGGAAGAACACCAAAAGUUAAACUCGGAGUAUAAUGUUCCUUACAUUUAUUAUAGAGUAAUAGAUUACUCUACUUUUAAUCAUUUUUGGAGUAAAUGGGCAGAAAAUCAAUUUGGCUUGAUUGGUUGAAAAGAGAGUAACUUGCAGAAAAUUUUGUUACUCUAUUUUGAUUAUCGCUAGAAAAUUUUGUUACUCUACUUUUAUUAUCGCUACCAUUACCUUCCAAUCACACUCAAAGAGUGGAAAGAUAGAACUAUACAAAUUGUUGUAUGAUAAACAUGUAUCUAUCUUAGUAAUUUUUUGUUGUAUAACUUGCACGUAUAAUAUAAAAAGUUACUGAUAAUUUAUAUUUUGGACAUAACUGAAUUAUAUUUAAAGCUUUUAAUUCUCUGAGAGACUUAGCAACAAAACAUGAGUAAAAGUUGUAUGAUUGUAUCUAACUUACAUAAAGCAAAGCGUUUAAGACUGCUAAAUACCAAACUUUUACAAUUUCCAACCGUGCUUCCUUAUGACGAUGCCUUGAUAGGACUUACCGAGCAAUCUACCGAAUUAUCCAGAAGUGAUAAGACACUCGGUUCAUGUUAGCCAAUAGCUAGAAGAUACAAAUAUUUUUGCAAGUUUGGUGUAUCACCUUUGAUUAUAUAUGAGGAAAUUAAAAAGCUUGUUUGCAAUUAGUCAGGUUGGGCCUGGCGAGUGACGUCUUAGUGAUACAGAAUACGUAUUAAGAAGAAGAAAAAGUCGGCGAAAUAUACGGAAUGUCCCGUUCGGAGCGUACCGCUGAAUGAAGGCAUGUGGUUAUGGGCUCAUAUAACUCUUAUGAUCGUUCUUAAUUUUGUGCAUAGCUUAUGAAUCCUUGGCUCAAAUUCACUUAAGCUCCUAAAGUUUAGUGCUUAGAAUCACAUCAGUUGUGUUAGCACUAAUCUACUUUACUAGAUUAGUCCUAUUAUACUUCUUCAAGUUUUUUUAAAUAUUUUUUUGGGUUUGUACAAGUAAAUUGACUUCUUGAAGCAUCUUAGACUUCAAGUCAACACUUGUAAUCUUCUGUUCGUUUACUAUUUACAUUUCUAGCAAAAAAAAUUAUCCAUAUAUAGCUUAUGGCUGCCAUAAAACAUUGAAUAGUGGACAUCAGAAUGUUUUAAUUGAACAGUGGUUAAGUUUAAUACACUGAACAGCGGUUGGAUUGUAGAACAUCUCGGAAGAAGUGUAAGAUCAAAGAUUUUGUUAGAAAAAAAAAAUUAAUAUAUCUCCACAAGAAAUAGCUGACUUUUAGUACACUAAACAUCGGUUGGAUUGUAUAGACCACCUCGGAAAAGUGUAAGAUCAGAAGAUAUUUUUAGAAAAAAGGAAAUUAAUAUAUUU